Molecule: messenger RNA, 857 nt
Organism: Xylona heveae TC161
Lineage: Eukaryota; Fungi; Ascomycota; Xylonomycetes; Xylonales; Xylonaceae
Exons: 1
Coding region: 288-716 (142 amino acids)
Source: RefSeq, a predicted model, not a curated record
CGAAAGGAGAAAGAAUCCAAGUGCCCAGGUAUCGAUACGCAGAGAUCCUCUUGGGGUUUAGUUCCAGUUGAAAGGGACGCUGGAACUUUAACUGUGUGUGGUUUACUCGUAACUGGAAGGCACACGGGCCGGUCCCAGGAAAGGAAGGAACGACGGACGGGGCUAAUUUCAUUUGACCGUUUCAUGUUUCACCCUCAUCACGUGUCGAACCAGGAAUGAGACGCUUGGACAGGAUUGACCUCUCUGUCGGAACAAUAAAGGUAAGUUAGUUGGGUGAAAAAGGCACAAUGAGCACAACUGCAUUCCUUUCAAACCAUCGUCUCCAUGUUAUUGUCACCGUUGUUAUGAUGGUCGCCGUUGUUUGUUUUGGCCUUCUAUACCAUUCUAUUUUCUUUUCUCAUCCUUUGUCUUUUCCGUUCCGACAUAUAAUGCAUUGCCAUGGUCGCUGGACGCACGUCUUCUUCCACCGCCAUUACCUGUGUCUGAUUCGAUUGUCUCUGCCGCAAGUGGUACUACCUUAUGUAGCCAUCGAAUCGCUUCACAGAACGUGCAGCAACUUGCAUAUGCUAAAAGGUCCCGCUUCCGCCAACGAGGCACACUGCACCCCUGAAGCCCACUGCGAGGAUACACCGAGUCUUUCACCACCUUCACUUUUUCCUCCUUUGCGCCCCCCCCGUUUUCUUCCUCUUCUUCCUCUCUUUUUUGCUGUCCCAUGAAUUUCUUCUAGAGUGCAUUGUCGCUCAGCCUUUCUUUUCAUUGUAGACUUUCUACGUACUUUGAUAUUCUUAUCCAUUCUUUCACUCUUUUUAUUUAUUUUUGGAUUAUCCGGGCGUCACUCACAUUGUCUAUCUCUAGCC